AUGACGACUGUCUCUGCUGCCGAUCGCGCCCCCAUGGAGAUUCUCCUCCGCAUCUUCAGUUGCCUGGUGCCCUCUCCCCAAUACUGCUGGGAGCAGAUGGCGCGCACGUAUCAAGACCAAGUCAAUGUUCCCAUGAUUAUCGAAACCAUGCGGAACGUCCGCGCCGUCUGUUCAACCUGGCGAAACCUGGUCUACUUCCAGCGGUCCAUGGCCGUCCCCCUCGUCAUCGACCUGGACGACAAAGGUCAACCCAAACAACCACUUCGUCCCAUCCUCCAACUGGUGCAGAUGCAAGAGACACUACCACUUGUUGCCGCCGUUCUAGCUUCCCCUCAUUCGUCUACCCCGAUGACCACUCUCGCCAUCGCGCACGCCCUCAGGCUGGCGAACGAUUUCUCCCAUCGCCUCACCCAUCUCAUAAUCCGCUUGGACGGCUUACACCAGUCACCGUUUCCCGCAAUCUAUGCCCCGCAGCUCACGCACCUCCUCAUACGUAGAGAUAGUUGUCCGACCAGCUAUAACUACCGUUGCGCAGGCGCCGAUCGUCAGCAUGCCCUUGAUUUCAUUCGGGCUAUUGAUGCGCCUCACCUCCAGGUACUGGACGCUGCUGUGGCGUCGAUCGGCCCAUCUAUCUCCUUCGACCCCUUCUUCGUACCUCCGUUCGGUGGAUUGACUGUGCUCAACAUCACAACGGAGACCCUCACCCAGCUGGCCGCCGUGCUCAAAGCUUUACCGACCUUGGAAUGCGUCGCAACCUCCAUAUACGUUCCCCAUGGUCAAGUCGACCUUGAUGACCCAACCAUCUACAUCAUGCCGGUCGUUCACUUGCCACGCCUCACUACGUGGAAGUAUCGCGGGAUGCCGGCUUAUCUGUGGCCAAUGGUUGGCGCCCUGCGCUCGUGCUCCCAGCUGCGAGAACUGUACGCAUCCCUCCACGACGAACCUACCAGCCUUCCGCAGUAUUGGCAUGAGAUUCCCCAGAUAUGGCCCGACCUAACCCUGCUGGCGCUGUCCCAGUUCGUCCUCGACGAGGAAGAGUUGCUCGCCCUUGUGCGCGCGUUGCCCCUGCUCACGUCCCUCGCUCUGGAGGCCGGUCGCACGUGGCACCCGGAAUCCCAUGGAGCGCCAGCACCGGUCGGGUCAGCAUUCCUUCGCGCGCUUGUAGCAGAGCCGCCCUUAUUGCCCAACCUCUCGCGCUUCGCCAUAUAUCAUUCCACGUGCUGCGCUCCUCCUCCUCAUCUAUCCGACGUAGUGGCGGCUCGCAUGCGCGGCGUCCAUCCACUUUCCACACCGCUACAAGAGUUCACCCUCGCGCCCGCCUGCUGUCGCAAACACAUCGACCACCCCCAAUAUGCAGAUGAGCGCGCACUACGGCAACUUCGUCGGCACGGUUACCGCGUCCGCCUGUGCUGGAACCACCGCACUAAUUUCAUGCGCCCGGUCUGCGCGGGAUGUGCUGCCGCUGCGCGUCCUCGGACACCGCCUGUGCAGACAGGAGCAUGGGGAGAGGGCUGGGGAGACUGGGAGCCGGCAGGCGGGGGAGUCUGGGGAUCGGGAGGCUGGGGCGAUUGGGAAUCGGCUGGCUGGGACGACUGGGAAUCGGGAGGCUGGGGCGGCUGGGAGUUGUCAACGACUGUGUAG
Schizophyllum commune H4-8 is the source of this 1641-nucleotide messenger RNA. RefSeq lists its product as uncharacterized. NCBI's taxonomy places the organism in Eukaryota, Fungi, Basidiomycota, Agaricomycetes, Agaricales, Schizophyllaceae. The transcript has a single exon. The coding region runs from base 1 to 1641 and encodes 546 amino acids. The record is from RefSeq and is a predicted model, not a curated record.